AUGUGCAAAGUCUUCCCAUCCAGCUUGGGAGAAACCCGACUUCGAUGGUUCGAUCGGCUCCUCACUGGAUCAAUUCAUGGCUGGAAGCAGCUCUACGAAGAGUUCCUGGCCAGGUUUGUCUCCAACACUAAGACCCCGAAAGAGCCGGAUACACUGUUUGGUCUCCGAAAGGAGCAGGAAGAAACAUUGCGUAGUUAUGCUAGGAGGUAUUGGGAAGAGUACAAUGACCUGGAGGAAAAUGUGUACAGUGAGCAGAUGGUCGUUAUGUCUUUUAAACAUGGUCUGCGCCUGGAAAGUAAAUUGAGACAAUCAUUUACCAAGUGCCCGGCCACAGCAUUGAAAGAUUUGCAUGCCAGGAUUGAACAGUAUGCUCGCCUCAAAGAUGAUCAGAUCCUCAUCGAGGAAGCGUCAGCAGAACAAACAACUCGGCACAAGAAGAAAACGGACCGAGGAGAACACCGAGGGCUCACGGUGAAUGAAGUGGAUAAUUCCAAAUCUCAUGAAGCAGUUAUGACCGUAUUCAAGGAAUCAAUCUAUCGAAUUUUGGAAAAGAUCAAGAGAGAGCCCUUCUUUGUUUGGCCGCCAAAAAUGUUGGGAGAUCCGGCUCGGCGUAAUCAGAAGCUUAGAUGCACCUAUCACCAAGACAAGGGGCAUAUGACACAGAACUGCAGAGCACUGAAGCAACACUUGGAAGACAUAGUAGCAGCUGGGCACCUCCGGGAUUACAUAGAUCAGGAUAAAAAAGUGACCGAACCGGGGAACCCACCACCAGAACCAAACAUUGAGCACCCACCUCGGUUGAUAAUAAAUGUGAUCCAUAGAACAACGACCCAGGAACCUGAAGAGACACUGAGAGAAGAGAUUGCUAAGGCUGUGCAAAUUCAGCAGGUCAUGUCGGUAGAGCCCGCAUCGAAAAAGGUACGCUCGGCAACCAAACCCCCUUUAUGCACUGUUUGCUUUACUAGAAAGGAUUUAGAAGGUAUACAACACCCACAUACUGAUGCACUGAUUAUAACUGUGGGAAUUGGGAAACGGUUUGACGUAAAACGAGUCCUGGUAGAUCAAGGCAGUGCAACAGACAUAUUGUAUUAUGACUUGUUCAGAAAGCUUGGUCUCUCCGAGCAGCACCUCACCCCAGCAAUAGCUCCGUUAGUCGGCUUCAAUUCACAGCUAGAGUGGCCACUUGGCAUAAAAGUGUUGCCAGUUGUGGUUGGAACGAAGACCCUCCAGAGAGUUUCUAGUUAUUAA
Messenger RNA from Camellia sinensis, 1248 nucleotides. The record is from RefSeq and is a predicted model, not a curated record. NCBI's taxonomy places the organism in Eukaryota, Viridiplantae, Streptophyta, Magnoliopsida, Ericales, Theaceae.